This is a messenger RNA of Cyprinus carpio (common carp), 1923 nucleotides long. Its product is annotated as coiled-coil domain-containing protein 30-like. Lineage: Eukaryota; Metazoa; Chordata; Actinopteri; Cypriniformes; Cyprinidae. The transcript has a single exon. The coding region runs from base 9 to 1676 and encodes 555 amino acids. The record is from RefSeq and is a predicted model, not a curated record.
UGAAGACAAUGAUGAAAAAAGAGAGACAUGAACUGGAACAAGCAAAAAAAGACUUUGAGAGAAAUAUAAAGGAAUUCAUGAAGGAGAAUUCAAGAAAUGAAGAAAAACUGCUACAACUUACACAAGACAAGGAGGAAUUAUCAAACAACCUUGAUAAGAAAAAUAAGGAAAUAGAGAGCAUCACAGAAGCAUUCGUGAUAAAGUUGGGACAACUGGAAGAGACUAUAGGGUCACUGAAAGAAGAGAAGGAAAACAUUGAAAAUGAGUUGCUUCAACAAAAGCAAAAUGAACAGGAGACACUAAAAAUCAAGAGAAAAACAGAUGAUACUUCCAUUGGAAGUGACACACAUGCUGAGAAUGUCACAUAUAAAACAGCACUGGAACAACUACAAGACACUAAAGAGGAGAAAAAGACAGACAGAGACAGCAGUCUGGAACUGACUGGCAUUUAUUGGGCCAAAACAGAUGAAGAAACAAAAGCAAAAACCUACAAAACUGACACCCAAAGAGAAGUUCUUCAGCUAAUGGAUGGCACAACCCUAGAAAGAGAUGAGCUAAACAUCAUGACAGCUGAACUACAGAGGCAACAUGACGAAAAGGAGAAUAAAAUGAAGAUCAUACAAACUGGCCUUCUUGAGAUGGAGAAGGCAAAGGAUCACCUGCAUAAAUUAAGGGAUGAAUGUAAAACUGCUGAAGAAGAAAAGUCAGUGAUCAUGGAGAGUCUCGAGAGGAGGAGGAACAGCCUGGAGAAGGUUCAAGCUGAGGUGCUGAGACUUACCAAGGAGACUGAGCAUCUCACACAAAGCUAUGAAUGCAAAAGAAGAGAACUGCAACAAAUUGAGACUGACAUACAAAGACAGACAAGGACUGAGGAGACUCAACAGGAAACUAAUAUUCAGAGUGAACAAGAAGAUCAAGAAGUAAUAGCAACUACAAAAUCCAUUCAAGAACAUACAGAAGAUGUUGAGCAGAUGAGAACUCAAGAGACACAAACUGAAGACCAGGAAAGAGACACUCUACCACAGUAUGUAGAGAUAGAUGCAAUGAAAAGGAGAAUACAGGAAAUGAAAGAUGAACUAAAAAACAGAUUGCAAGACAUACAGAGGAAGGAACUGGAAAAACUUGGAAUGCAAAGAGAAAAAAUCGAGUUGGAGCUACGAAAAGCUGAAAUCGAAAGAUAUAAUGAAGCCCUCAAGCAUGAGAGAGAAACAGACAGACUCAUGCUCAUAGAAAAGGAAAAGGAAAUACUUCUGUUAAGGGAGUGUAUGCUGAUUGAGAUCAAUCGACUGAAGAGCGAAGAAACAGAAACAAGUAGUCAGCACUUGGAGAUUAUGGAGCGCCUCAUUAGUGAUGCAGCUCUAAGAGUGGACAGAUUCAGACGGGUGACGGACAGAGCCGUGCAAACGCUGAUGCUGGAAGGAGAUGGAGAGAAGAUUGGAGGAGCUCAAAGAGUGACAACUGAACAGAUGGAAAGUGUCAGUGGAAGGGUGGAGACUUCUCUGGACGUCCUGAGUGAAGACAGGGAGGAAGGAGCGAGAGGAGAAUCCCAGAGAGGGGGCGUGGCCGGGCCAACUUCACGGAGAUUGCGGCUACUGCACUGGUUCAGACGGUGCUGCUGUUGCUGCUGUCCCAGAAAUCCUAGAUACACUGUGGAGGACACUGAUGACAUUUUAUAAAUGCAGGUCUUUUUCAUUUAGAAGUACAUUUUCAUAUGGAAUUUGACAGAAGCACCUCCUAAACAAAUACAAUAUAUGCAUUAUGAAGAUUUUUAUUUAUAUAUUUAUAUGUAGUAUUGAGUGAGAAAAAAAAAAAAAAAACGCAUAGUGGAUAACAUAUAUAUUUAGUCAUCUAAUUACAGAUUAUUUGCAUUGUAUCAAAUGUUUAAUGUUUAUCACAGUUCAUAAAAUAAAAUAAUAAAUUAGA